Molecule: messenger RNA, 432 nt
Organism: Clupea harengus (Atlantic herring)
Lineage: Eukaryota; Metazoa; Chordata; Actinopteri; Clupeiformes; Clupeidae
Product: histone H4
Cellular component (GO): nucleosome
Molecular function (GO): protein heterodimerization activity; DNA binding; structural constituent of chromatin
Source: RefSeq, a predicted model, not a curated record
AAUCAGACUGCUAAAAUGAGUGGAAGAGGCAAGGGAGGUAAAGGACUCGGAAAGGGGGGCGCCAAGCGUCAUCGUAAGGUUCUUCGUGAUAACAUCCAGGGUAUCACAAAGCCCGCUAUCAGGCGUCUUGCUCGUCGUGGUGGUGUGAAGCGUAUCUCUGGCCUCAUCUAUGAGGAGACCCGUGGUGUGCUGAAGGUGUUCCUGGAGAACGUCAUCCGUGAUGCUGUUACCUACACCGAGCACGCCAAGAGAAAGACCGUGACUGCAAUGGAUGUUGUCUAUGCUUUGAAACGCCAGGGUCGUACUCUGUACGGUUUUGGAGGUUAAAAAUCUUCUUCCCAUUCUGAAUCAGAACUCAACGGCUCUUUUAAGAGCCACCCAAAUCCCUAUGUAAAAGAUCAUUCCAAUUUGAAAUGUUGCUUACAGGUUGGU